CUACAAGCUUCUGGGAUUUUCUCGUUUAUGGACACAAAAGUGGAUAUAAGCAGCUCUGAUAUUACGACGAGCCUACAAGAACUGAUUGAAGAAUACUCAGAGCCUACCGUUACCAGUAUGGAGAUAAUGCAGAAAGCACUAGUAGCUGUUCGUAACUCAUGUAUAAACAGAGAGCAUGAAAGCAAGUCUGAAAUUGGCAAAAAUGAAGAAUGGUCAAUUACACAAGACAUUGUUGUAUGUCUGCCUCGCUUGGCCACAGCAAUGAGGAAGAAGUUUCUAGGAGCGGAAUGUCCUUUGGAGCUCAAGCAAGAGAGCUAUCAAACUCUAUGUCAAAUAUCGCGAUUGCUAAUAAAAGAAGAUUAUGAAUUCGAUGAAAUCUUUCAUAUAUGGAGGCAAAGAUUGGUUCCUACUGCAUUCGAAGAUGCUUCUAGUGAUCAAUAUUCAUUGGCGAAAUGGGCAUUGAAGUUUCUAUCGUUACUCAUUCCUGAUAUGUCUUAUUCUGUCCUUCAAGAUGAGGAAUCCAAAAAGUAUGUUGAGUGGAUAGCAAACUUCCCAAAAUCACAUCGACAUGCCGAACAGUUGAAUAUCAUAUUGAAAAGGGCAUCAGAGUUGGAAGAUUCAAACGAUAUACUAUUGGCUAGAAGAGUUGCUAAUUUGCUCUCAACAUGGAGACCUCUCCACUUGAAGAUGCAAAAGGUCUCAUCCGACAUCAAAGAUUCAAAGGAAUCUGUCGUUGGCACAUUUGCCUUUUCUGACGAAACACCAUCGAAGACUUCUCAAAAUAUGAUCAAAUCCAAAAAAGAAGGUGAAGCCUAUUCAGAAGACUCACAAGAUGUCUUUCAUACGCCACCUUCAUCCAAAUAUCGUCAAAGAGAUGAGUCAAAGUUACCUCGAUCAGCAAAAAAGAAUCUUGAUUCCGAUGAUUUCGCUUGGAUAACACAUAAUCAAGCAGAGGUAAUUGAAGAAUUUGCCAGCUCCGUCAGAAAGCAUGCCGAGAUUGUAACUCGAAUGUCAAACAUUGGCUGCCUUGAUAAUGAAUUUCCAGAGAAAGAGUUUUCCGACCUCACAUUGAAAGAACGGCACAUGGAGAAUGAGAUCCAAUCAAAUGAAGCUAAUUCGAACAAGGAAAAUAACAAAGAAGACUUGGAUCUGAACAAGGCAGCAUACAAUAAUGAGUUGAAAGCUCUUCGAGAGACAGUCACAAAAAAGGCUCUAGAAGAAGCUGGUAUAGUGAUCGAGGAAUAUCAAAAUCUGUUGAAGAAAUAUCAAAACGAAUUUCGUGCAAAGAUUGAAUUAGAACAUAUCGUUCAGCAGUAUGAAGCGACACUUCGAAAGACCAUCUCACAAAGCCAGAGUCAAAUGAAUGUUCGUUUGGUUACUCUUGAGACUGAAAAGAGGAAGUUGACAGCUGAAUUGAUGGCAAUGAAGGAAGCGCAACAAAACAAAAAUUCUUCGAACCAGAGUGAACAGACUAUUACCAUAGAACAAAUGAAUAAGAAAGAUGAAAAGAUUCGUAAACAGGAAGAAAUGUUAGAAAGUCUUCAAACUGAGCUAUGGAAAGUAGAGAAAGACUAUAAUUCCUUGCGAUCAGAUGCGGAAAUGAAGCUAUCUCAGGCAUUUAAGCAGGUAUGUUUAUACAGAGAUGAAUAUUUGAAACAAUCGAAAGCGUUUCAUGAUCUGCAAGAUGAGAUGGCUUUCGAGAAGAAGAUGCUAGAGGAAAAGAGUACGGAGGUUAUAAAAUGCAUGCAAGAAAAACAAAAGGCAUUUGAAGAAAAGGAAAAGUUACAAGAAGUCGUAUCAGAAGAAAAGAGAAAAGUAAAAAAUUGGGAAGAGCAGGCAAAUAAUUGGAAGCUUCAGUACGAAGAGAAGUGUUCGUUGUGUUUGCAAUUACAAGCCGAACUUGAGACCUUACAAAACUGGAAGACCCAACACGAUAGUGUCGAGAGUGAGUUUUAUGACACGAAGAAGCAGUUGGAGUCACUUCAACUUGCUUGGAGAGAAAUGAAUGAACAAAAUCAGAGACUGAAAGUGCGGGUAUAUGACCAAUCACAAGAGUUAGAACACUUGAAGUCUACAAGAGGGAGUGAAAACUUAAGGAACGAAAAAGAUGCCACAAUUCAGAAACUGGAAAGUCAACUUAGAACCAAGUUUAAGGAAAAUGAGCAGUUGGGUACCCUUUGUGAAGAGUUACUUAGCAAACUAGAAGCUAUGGAGAAGAAGCAAAACCAGCUAGAAUCUGCAAGCGGAUAAAAAAGUAAAUAUGUUGUUCUGAUCAAAAUGCCCUUGAAAGUACUCUUCACAUGUUGUCUGUUGCACUUGACAAAAUUGAUGUCACGCAAGCUCCUUUCAGCACAUAUUGGGAGAGCCAACAAUUAUUUUACACG
Galdieria sulphuraria is the source of this 2384-nucleotide messenger RNA. RefSeq lists its product as uncharacterized. The record is from RefSeq and is a predicted model, not a curated record. NCBI's taxonomy places the organism in Eukaryota, Rhodophyta, Bangiophyceae, Galdieriales, Galdieriaceae. Bases 28 to 2250 code for a protein of 740 amino acids. The transcript is spliced from 2 exons.